Messenger RNA from Mytilus trossulus (common blue mussel), 2398 nucleotides. RefSeq lists its product as uncharacterized. The record is from RefSeq and is a predicted model, not a curated record. Lineage: Eukaryota; Metazoa; Mollusca; Bivalvia; Mytilida; Mytilidae. The coding region runs from base 88 to 1773 and encodes 561 amino acids. Gene Ontology annotation, molecular function: protein binding. The transcript has 11 exons.
CCUUUCGGAUUGUUUUGGGACUUUUCAUUACUCUGUGACGAAUGAGAUUUGGCGCUUGUUUUCGCGGUGUUUACAAAACUGCGGACAAUGAAUGAGACAGAAAUUUACAGUAUUACUGAUCUGAACUCCCCUCCAGCUAAAUUACAGAGGAGAGAAGAUGGUAAUAGCCACUACCAGUUUAUACCUCUGCCCUUACCAGAUCAGAUCUUCAUUUUUACAUUGGGAGAAUGGACAAAAUCACAGCAAUGUAUAGAGGCUACCAUUACCUACAAAGAUGAACCACUACAGCUUGGCAAAAUAACCAGAAACCAAAGAUGUUUGUGCUGGGAAAGAAGAAUGAUGAAGAAAGGUAGCAGUAAUGUAUUCUCAUCUGAACAGAAUGGUCUAGCUAAACUAGUGUUGGAAGUUCAGAAUCGACAGACCAGUUUAGAAUCAGCAGAUGAUUCUAUCAUAAAACAGGAAGAAAAUGAAGAUACGCCAAAAGUUCAUGUAAAUCAUAAUAAUGAAGAAAACAACAAACCGGUGAAACAGAAACGUAGAUCAAGUCUGACAAAAUCUGACCAAACACCAACAGGACCCUCAUCAAAGAAGCCAAAGACAAGAACAAGAAAUCUCAAAACCAAGUUAAACAGCUCAGUUACUGAAGUCAAUAUGGAAGAGAAGGAAAAUAUUUCACAGACCAGAAUACCUUCUCCACUUAAACUGAGUCUUUCUCCGAUUAGUAAACCAGUUGUUACCAGUAAACCCACACUGGCAACUUGUAAAGAUGUUACUAGUCGAGCACCACACCCCAGUAGUAGAUGGGGCCACAGUUUCUGUAUGGUACAUGACAACAUGGGCGUUUUGAUUGGUGGACAAGGUGAACGGCAGCAAACCAGCAAAGAUUCAGUGUGGUCUUUAGAUCCAGUGACGAGAAAAUGGAGAGACCAGGAAAUUACCAGUGAGAUACCAAACCAAAAACCAGAAUAUAGAAUGGGACAUACUGCAACCUAUGACCCUACACUCAGAUGUGUAUAUGUGUAUGGUGGAUCUAAAAACCUCAAAUGGUUCCAUGAUGUCCACAUGUUAGAUGUAGAUGAAUUUAAAUGGCAGCUUUUAAAGGUGGCAGGAAAAGCACCAACAAGAGCUUAUCAUAGUGCUACUCUGUAUCGUAAUGAGUUAUGGAUAUUUGGUGGAGUAUACCCCCGACCAGACCCUCAGCCUGAUGGUUGCAGUAAUGAAGUACACAUCUUCAGUCCCGUUCUUGAAAACUGGUAUGCACCUAUAGUCAAUGGAGAGAAGCCACUACCAAGAUCAGGACAUUCAGCAACUUUAAUUGAUGACCAGCUAGUCAUGUUUGGAGGUUGGGAUGCCCCAUACUGCUACAAUGAUCUUUAUAUACUAGAUAUGAGUAUUGUGGAAUGGGCGAAACCAAAAGUUAAUGGAACACCCCCAUCACCAAGAAGUUGGCAUGCUUCCUGUGCUUUGAAAGGAAACAGAAUAAUGAUACAUGGUGGCUAUGAUGGUGAUCUGGCACUGGAUGAUUUACAUAUCUUCACACUUGCUACAUCAUCCUGGAUGAAGAUAAAACUGGAACCCAGUCCAAUACCUCGAGCUGGUCACCAGGCCAUAUGUCUGCCAUACAAUCAUGAGAAUGAAGAACAGGAUGAGGUACUGAUAUUCGGAGGAGGAAACAAUGACGGGAACUUCUUCCACGAUCUGUUGUCGGCUAACAUUCCAUUCAAUCCUAUAGAAGAUCAGUCAGUCCUAACCGAUGCCAUUCAGAAUUCAUAAAGUAACUGUAUUUAUUUGUGUUUAUAUGCAGUAAUUGCGUAUUUUAUCCAUUUGUAUAUAAAGAAAUUAUGUAUAUGAAUCAGAUGCUGUAUUAUUUUAACCUUAGAUAUUAUUAUUGAAAUUAAUCAGGAGUUGUUAUUAGGCCAUGCAAUAAAGUUAUAUGUUAAAAAUAGCAAUACUAAGUAAAAUGAAAUUGAAUUUACAAUAAAUUUUGUUAUCGAUUGUAGAUUUUGGUUUUCAGAGAAUGACAUUAUGACAUUGUUCUUUCAUGACUUUAUGUGUCAGUGUUUUGGUAUAAGUUGUGUUCGUUAAAGGAACACUAUGUCAUCAUAUGUUUUGUGCAUGUUUAUCUAUGUAAGUACCAAUGACACUGGAACUCAAAUAGAAAAGUUGAUGAUUGAUGACAAAAAUUUCAGAGUCGAAAAUUUAAUUGAAACUUUGAAUAGAUUUUAGAAUCAUUAUCAUGAAUUUGAAAAUAUUGUAUAAUUAUUUAUUUUGAAGUGUUUUGAUCUUCCUGAACCUAUUAUGUUGAAAUAUUAAUAACAUCAUCAUUAUUAACCAUAUGAUCUUAUGAUCUGUCUUCCUUGUUAGUAUAUUUCAGUAGUAAUAAAAUCUGUUAAACAUU